Molecule: messenger RNA, 702 nt
Organism: Camelina sativa (false flax)
Lineage: Eukaryota; Viridiplantae; Streptophyta; Magnoliopsida; Brassicales; Brassicaceae
Source: RefSeq, a predicted model, not a curated record
AUGAUUAUACGCUUUGGGACUUGUAACUCCCAUUACAUUGAAACCUUUUUUCUUCCUCAACAAGUUAUCUCUCGUGUCUUUGUUUUGUUAUUAAUCGUUUUGUGGUUCUACAGGUUGCCUCCGUUAGAGUCUCUCCUCGAUAUAGAAGAUCUGAAACCAACUCGGAGUUUGCAUUUUCAGUUUCAGUACGAAAGCUUUGAAGAUCUCGUCGAGAGCAUUGACGUGACUAACAUAAUCCCAUCUGAUGAUAUUGACAUGCUGGCACAAGAACCUUACAUCUCCAGUGGAUCCUCCUCGCCAUUGGCUGUUGAAAACGACUGUCCCAGUUCGAACGUGAGAUCUGAAAAGAGGACGGUGAAGAAGAGGAACGCUAAGAAAAAGAGGCAGGACAAGUUAGAGAUGUCUGAGAUCAAACAGUUCUUCGAUAGACCAAUCAUGAAAGCUGCGAAAGAACUCAACGUGGGACUUACCGUGUUGAAGAAGCGAUGCAGGGAACUAGGUAUUUACCGGUGGCCUCACCGGAAGCUCAAGAGUCUUAACUCCCUCAUCAAGAAUCUCAAGAGUGUUGGAAUGGAAGAAGAAGUGAAGAAUUUGGAGGAACAUAGGGUUCUUAUAGAGCAAGAACCGGAUGCUGAACUCAGUGAUGGAACAAAAAAACUGAGGCAAGCUUGUUUCAAAGCUAAUUACAAGAGACGUAAGUAA